GCGCCGCAUUAACGACGAUGAGGGUCGACAGAUUCGUGCUGCAAACGUGCGGCUUCGUCUUCUCUCUCCUUUGGCUGCGGACUGGGUGUGGAGACGUGAGCUACUCCCUCCCAGAGGAGAUGAAACGCGGAUCUGUUAUUGGUAAUAUAGCCAAGGAUCUCGGACUAGACACCAGCACAUUAGCCACUAGAAAAGCCCGCAUAGACGCCGAUGGGCACGGCAAACAGUACAGCGAAAUAAACCUGAACAACGGAGACUUGACUGUUGCGGAGAGGGUGGACAGAGAGGGGCUGUGCGGGGAAAAGGCGUCUUGCGUCCUCAAACACGAACUUGUGCUGGAAAACCCGCUGGAGCUGCACCGCAUCGGUCUGCACGUCCAAGAUAUCAACGAUAACUCCCCACAGUUUAACGAAGAUUUGAUUACUCUGGAAAUUCAGGAGUCUGCAGUCAGGGGAGCCCGUUUCCUGAUAGAGGAGGCGCACGACGCGGAUAUAGGAACCAAUUCCGUCCAAACAUACAACCUCCAAAACAAUGACCAUUUCAUGCUGGCAGUUAGUGGACACACCGUCGAGCUUGUUUUGGAUAAAGAGCUCGACCGUGAAAAACAAAACGGGAUCAGUUUGGUUCUCACAGCCCUUGAUGGCGGCUCUCCACGGAGAUCAGGUACCGUAGCCAUACGCGUCACCGUGCUGGAUGCUAAUGAUAACGCCCCGGUGUUUAGCCAGGCCGUGUAUGAAGCCAGUCUGCCAGAGAGCGCUCUGGUGGACACUGUAGUGGUUACCGUGAGUGCUGCUGAUGCAGACGAGGGGAUAAACGGAGACGUAACGUAUGACUUUGGACACGUUUCGGAGGAUGUGAGGAAGAUAUUUAAAAUUGACCGCAAAACAGGUGAAAUACGUGUGACUGGCUCUCUGGACUUCGAAAGUGUCACAUCGUUUGACUUGCGCGUUAAAGCGAAGGACGGCUUGGGGCUAUCCUCAUACACGAAAGUAAGCAUUGCUAUUACUGAUGUGAACGAUAACGCCCCUAUGAUCAAUAUGAAAUCCUGGACCAGCCCCAUACCAGAGAAUAUAUCGCCUGGUACCGAGGUUGGCAUUUUCAACGUACAAGACCGAGAUUCUGGGAAUAACAAACAGGUCCGCUGCGCCAUUCAACAAAAUGUUCCUUUUAAAUUGGUUCCCUCCAUCAAAAACUAUUAUUCUCUGGUGACCACUGCUGAACUAGACCGCGAACUAGUGUCUGAUUACAACAUCACAAUCACUGCUACUGAUGAGGGCUCUCCUCCUCUUUCCUCCUCUAAAAGUGUUCACUUAUCUGUAGCUGACGUCAACGACAACCCACCUGUGUUUGAGGAGCAGUCCUACAACGCCUACGUGACUGAAAACAACAAAGCUGGAUCUACUUUAUGUUCCGUUAGUGCCCUAGACCCAGACUGGAGACAAAACGGUACAGUGAUUUAUUCUCUUUUACCUGGGGAGGUGAACGGUGCCCCGGUGUCCUCCUAUCUCUCCGUUAACGGAGACACGGGGCUGAUCCACGCUGUCAGGUCGUUGGAUUAUGAACAGUUCAGGAGCUUUAAAGUUCACGUGAUGGCGCGAGACAACGGUUCUCCUCCACUCAGCAGCAACGUGACCGUCAGUGUCUUCAUAACGGAUGUGAAUGACAACUGUCCUCAGAUACUUUACCCCGCCCCGGAGGGACACUCCUUCAUGACGGAACUCCUCCCGAAAGCAGCUCACGGGGGCUCUCUGGUGUCCAAGGUGAUAGCGGUGGAUGCAGACUCCGGACAGAACGCCUGGCUGUCCUAUCAUAUAGUCAAAUCCACUGAUCCGGGACUUUUCACUAUUGGUCUGCACAGUGGAGAGAUCAGGACACAGCGGGACAUUUCUGAAUCUGACAACAUGAAACAGAAUCUUAUUGUGGCAGUGAAAGAUAACGGACAGCCCUCUCUGUCUGCCACCUGUUCCAUGUAUUUACUGAUUUCUGAUAACUUGGCUGAAGUGCCAGAACUGAAAGACAUGUCUUAUGAUGAGACUAACUCCAAACUGACCUCUUAUCUGAUCAUCGCGCUGGUGUCAGUCUCCACCUUUUUCCUGACCUUCAUUAUUGUCAUCCUGGGUGUGAGGUUUUGUCGCAGGAGAAAACCCAGACUGUUGUUUGAUGGAGCGGUGGCCAUCCCCAGUGCUUAUCUGCCUCCUAAUUACGCAGAAGUUGACGGAACAGGAACUUUACGCAGCACUUACAAUUAUGACGCGUAUCUGACAACGGGCUCUAGAACCAGUGACUUCAAGUUUGUGAGAUCUUACAAUGACAACACACUGCCUGCAGACCAGACUCUGAAGAAAAGUCUAACUGAUUUUAGUGAAGUAUUUGGAGAUGCUGAUGGAUUCCCUGAGGUGCAUCUGCAGUAGGGACACAGCCAAGGGAAUGUAGGCUCAGAUGAUUCUACUUCGUGAUGGCCCAUGUGUCGACAUGAAUCUAUCUCCCAUUUCAUCUGUUUUU
This is a messenger RNA of Lampris incognitus (smalleye Pacific opah), 2502 nucleotides long. RefSeq names its product protocadherin gamma-A11-like. The record is from RefSeq and is a predicted model, not a curated record. The transcript has 2 exons. Gene Ontology annotation, molecular function: calcium ion binding. Bases 18 to 2411 code for a protein of 797 amino acids. Gene Ontology annotation, cellular component: plasma membrane. Gene Ontology annotation, biological process: homophilic cell-cell adhesion. NCBI's taxonomy places the organism in Eukaryota, Metazoa, Chordata, Actinopteri, Lampriformes, Lampridae.